AUGUCAUUACAAGCUCAACACCGACGGGGCUGCUUUAGAAAUCCUGGGAAGGGUGGUGUGGGAGGAGUUUUCAGAGACUCUAGUGGCAACUGGGUAGUGGGAUUCAUGGAAAAUCUACCUCACACCACAAACACCCAAGCUGAACUACUUGCAGUGCUGCAGGGAUUACAAAUUGCAGAGCAAAGAGGAAUCAUUUCCCUAGAGAUCAACACAGAUCCAACAGAGGUAAUAAGAAUGCUUAAUUUGGAUAACCAUGUCUUUGACUCAAUUAUUUUUCAAUGCAUGUCAAUCAUCCUAAGAUUGGGAAACGUUGUGGUGAAACAUGGCUACAGAGAGAUGAACAAAGUAGUUGAUCUGAUGACAAAGGAGGGUGCAAAGAAAAACGUUUUUGGAAGAACAAUAAUCAUGGCAGUUCUUCCUGUGUUUGCGAAUGAAGCUUUUUGGGCUGACAUCUUAGGAACUGCUUUUUCUAGGAAGAUUUUAGACUGUAAUAUUAAUACUCUUGANGUGACAUUGCUUCUUCGGCACGAACCGAGGAAUCCCUUAGAUAUGAUGCAAAACGGCUCUUGUUAA
This is a messenger RNA of Nicotiana tabacum (common tobacco), 573 nucleotides long. NCBI's taxonomy places the organism in Eukaryota, Viridiplantae, Streptophyta, Magnoliopsida, Solanales, Solanaceae. The record is from RefSeq and is a predicted model, not a curated record.